Molecule: messenger RNA, 946 nt
Organism: Corylus avellana
Lineage: Eukaryota; Viridiplantae; Streptophyta; Magnoliopsida; Fagales; Betulaceae
Gene: YKT61
Product: SNARE-like superfamily protein
Biological process (GO): endoplasmic reticulum to Golgi vesicle-mediated transport
Cellular component (GO): Golgi apparatus; membrane
Molecular function (GO): SNAP receptor activity
Source: RefSeq, a predicted model, not a curated record
CUCCUCGCUUUCUUCCCACGACGAAAGGAAAGGAAAGGAAAGCAAUCAGAGAGAGAGAGAGAGAGAGAGAGAUCUAUACCAAGAAAAACAAAAAAAAAAAAAAAACAGAGAGAGAGAGAGAGGAAGAGAUGAAGAUCACGGCGCUGGCGGUGCUGAAGUGCAGUCCGGAGGGGUCGGAUCCGGUGAUAUUGGCGCAGUCGUUGGACGUGAGCCACUUCGGAUACUUUCAGAGGUCGAGCGUGAAGGAGUUCAUUGUCUUUGUAUCUCGCACCGUCGCCAGGCGCACUCCUCCCUCCCAGCGCCAAUCCGUCCAGCACGAAGAGUACAAGGUGCAUGCUUACAACAGAAAUGGCCUUUGUGCAUUGGGCUUUAUGGAUGAUCACUACCCAGUUCGAAGCGCCUUUUCUCUGCUCAAUCAGGUGAUAGAUGAGUAUCAGAAAAAUUUUGGUGAUUCAUGGAAGACUGCACAAGCAGAUACUACCCAACCAUGGCCCUAUCUGAGUGAAGCUUUGACAAAAUUCCAGGAUCCUGCGGAGGCUGACAAGUUGUUGAAAAUUCAGAGGGAAUUGGAUGAAACUAAAAUUAUCCUUCAUAAAACUAUUGACAGUGUACUUGCACGAGGUGAGAAACUGGACAGUUUAGUUGAGAAGAGUUCAGAUCUCAGUGCAGCAUCACAGAUGUUCUACAAGCAGGCAAAGAAGACAAAUCAGUGUUGUACCCUAUUGUGAGCUUCUGAGGCAAGCGGCUGCAGCUAUUCUGUAAUGGCACGCUGAUGGGUGACAAAUAGUGACUGUAAUGUGUUUAUAUUGUUUGUCAAUUGUUUGCUUGGCAAACUUCUGUGGAUUUCCCCACAUCUUCUAGACCGAAGAAAGAAAGGAAACCGAAACAGUGUCUCAGCAGGAGAUCUUUCUAUUAUAGUAUUUAUGUGCUUGGCAAGCUUUAUUCC